This is a messenger RNA of Cyphellophora europaea CBS 101466, 1035 nucleotides long. RefSeq lists its product as uncharacterized. Gene Ontology annotation, cellular component: mitochondrion. Gene Ontology annotation, molecular function: alternative oxidase activity. The coding region runs from base 1 to 1035 and encodes 344 amino acids. The record is from RefSeq and is a predicted model, not a curated record. The transcript has a single exon. NCBI's taxonomy places the organism in Eukaryota, Fungi, Ascomycota, Eurotiomycetes, Chaetothyriales, Cyphellophoraceae. Gene Ontology annotation, biological process: alternative respiration.
AUGAACACAUCACGCACGAUCUUCUCUGCCUCAUUGACAGCCAACCUCACAAAGACAGCUUGCAGAGGUAUAGCACCAACAGCAACCGCCAAUGUUGGCCUGCGAUCCAGCCAUGCCCUCCUCAAGCCUGUGACUAUCCAUUCGUCACGCCAGUUCUCAACUUCACGCAAGUCACAGCUUGACUUCUUCCCCCCGCCCAAGAAUCUCCCGCACAUCAAGACGACCCCUGCCUCGUGGCCUCAUCCAGCCGUCACCGAGGAACAGCUCAAGAGCGUUGAGAUUGCACACCGCGAGCCACGAACGGUUUCGGACUGGGCUGCAUACAAUACGGUUCGCCUUCUACGAUGGGCCACAGAUCUUGCGACCGGAUACCGCCACGACCCAAACAAGCCGUAUGUGAUGACAGAACGCAAAUGGCUCAUACGAUUUAUCUUCCUUGAGACAGUGGCUGGCGUGCCUGGGAUGAUGGCCGGUAUGUUGCGACACUUUCACAGUCUGCGAAAGAUGAAGCGCGACAAUGGCUGGAUUGAAACACUCCUUGAAGACGCCUACAACGAGCGGAUGCAUCUCCUCACCUUCCUCCAGAUGGCCAAGCCGGGGUGGUUCAUGAAGAUGAUGAUUCUCGGAGCACAAGGUGUCUUCAGCAACGGAUUCUUCUUGGCCUAUCUAGUAUCUCCGAGGACUUGUCAUCGCUUCGUUGGCUACCUUGAGGAGGAAGCUACUAAGACUUACACUCUCGCUAUUGAAGAUAUGGAGAAGGGGCUGCUACCUGGUUGGGAAGAUCUCGAGGCGCCUGAGAUUGCCAUCAAGUACUGGGAGAUGCCCAAGGGUCAUCAGUCGAUGAAAGAUCUGCUCUACUACGUCCGAGCCGAUGAAGCAAAGCACCGCGAGAUCCACCAUACCUUGGGCAACUUGGACCAGACCAAAGAUCCCAACCCAUUCGUCAGCGAAUACAAAGAUCAGAGCAAGCCGCAUCCAGGCAAGGGUAUCGAGCAUUUGCGUUCCAAGGGCUGGGAGCGUGAAGAGGUUAUUUGA